ACCAAACAAGUUUGUUGCCAAGAGCCACUAUAUAACCCUUGCUAAGAGAUUCGUGUCAUUUCUCUCACCUCACACACAAAGAGUGAUACUCUAUUCUCAGUAUCACCUGCGUCUUGUCCCUUUCCCUUGCAUUUCUUCCUGCAUAAAUUUUUCUUUUGCAGGGAGGAGGUACGUUAUAUGUAGGUUUUAAGGCAGUACAGGAUCAGAAACUACUCGAAGAGGAUGAGGAUUCACUAUGUGGGGAGGAUGAGAAUUUUGACUGGGACAGUGAUGAUGAGCUAGAAAUUGAAAAUUACAGAUUGUCUUCUUUUUCAAGUCUCAAACUUCCUGCUGCAGAAGCUACAGCAGGUGCAGCAGAGGUGACAAGAUUCCCUUCCGCAACUGUGCAGUAGCCAGAGCUGGAUCUCCUCUCAUCAAAGAGAUCCUAUCCAAUCUGCAUCUGUAAAAGCUUCAACUCGGAGGUGACCAUGUUUGGAGUAAAAAAGGUCUUUCCCUAGCACAGACUUUAGGUAUCUCAAGAUACGAAGUACAGUCUACAUAUGAGUCUCGCGAGAGUCGUGUAUGAAUUGGCUGACUAAGUUAACAGCAUAGAUUAUAUCCGAUCAAGUGUGUGAGAUAAAUCAACCUCUUUACCAACUUCUGGUAUCUUCUAAUAUCCACGACUCACCAGUUUCUACUUGCAUCUUGUGAUUACUUUCAAUGGGAGAUUUUGCUAGUUUACACCUCAAUAUACCAAUUCCUUUCAAAAAAUCCAGAAUGUACUUUUUUGGGAGAUGAUGAUUCUUUUUUCUGAUCUAGCCACUUCAAUACCUAGGAAAUAUUGUAACUUUUUUAGAUCUUUGAUUUCAAAUUCUUGAGCCAACAAUCAUUUUAGCUGGGCCAUUUUCUCUUUGUCAUCACCUAUCACCACUGUAUUAUCAACAUACACAAUAAGAAGGAAUAAGAAGGGUGGUCUUACCCUUGUGAUGUUUAAUAAACAGAGUGUGAUCAAUAUUGCUCUGUUGGUAACCAAAGAACAUCAUGGCUCGCUAAACUGGUCAAACUAAGCUAUGGGAGAUUGUGUUAGCCCAUAUAAAGCCUUUUUUAACUUGUACACCUUUCCUUGUGUCUUUUCAUCAGCGAAUAACUUUUAUAGUGUACUAUCCCAAUGAACACUUUUUGCUUUAAAUCUCCAUGGAAGAAAGCAUUUUUCAUAUCAAACUGCUAUAAGUCCCAGUCCAAGUUGGCUGCACAAGAUAAUAAGACUCUUAUUGAGUUUAUUUUUAUAAUUGGGGCAAAUGUCUCUUGAUAAUCCACUCUAUAGGUGGUUUGGGUGAAUCCUUUGGCAACCAAUCUAGUGUUAAACUGUUCAAUUGUGCCAUAAGCUUUGUGUUUCACUGUGAACACCCACUUACUUACAGCCAACAAGUUUCUUCUCAGGUGGGAGAGUGACAAGCUCUCAGGUCUCAUUUUUAGCCUGUGCUUUUAUCUCUUCAAUUAUUGCUCCCUUUCAUUUAAGAUCUGCAACAGCUUCCUUCCAAUCCUGUGGAAUAGACACAGAGAAAAUAGACAAAACAAAGGAUGUAUAGGAGGGAGACAAGGAUUCAUAAGAAACAAAGUUAGAAAUAGAGUCUUUAGUACAAUAUCUAACUCAUUUUCUUAGUGUAAUAGGUUUAUCUAAAUCAUUGGAGCAUUCAAGAGUUAUGGGUAACUCAUCAGAAGAAGAUUUUUGACUCUGAAUAGAUUGUAUAAUGGCUUCUUCUGCUUUGUCUCUCCUCGAAUACCUCCUCAAAUCUGACUUGUCCAAACAUCCAAUUCUCUUUUCCCGAUUGGACAUCUCCUCUUGUCUACUAGAACUAGAACUCGAACUCUUUAGCUGAAUCAUAUUAUUCAGAAUUACAUAAUUUGGGAUUACCUCUUUUUGCUCAUUAUUCUCCCCUUGAAGAGGUGAGUGGGUGGUACUGAAAUAUGUUCAGUUUCUCAGAAGAUAACAUCCAUACUGACAAAAUAUUUCUUAAAUGGAGGGUUAACACCUAUAUCUCUUCUGUGUAGGAGAAUACCCAACAAACACACAUUUAAGGGCCUUGGGGUCCAACUUUCCUGUCGUCCUAGAAUGGAUAAAACAAACAUAUCCAAAUACUUUUAGUGGAACAAUGUAUGAAUUCUUCCCUUGUAGAACCUCCAAAGGACUUAUAAAGUCAAGGGUCUUGAGGGGUAUUCUAUUGAUAAGAUAAGCAAAUAUAAGGACUGUAUCUCUCCAAUAUGCUUUGGGAAGGUUCAUAGUGAAUAUAAGAAAUUGAGCUACCUCCAAUAGAUACCUGUUUUAACUUUCAGCAGUGCCAUUUUGAGCAGUAGUAUAAGAAUAACUUUUAUAGUGUACUAUCCCAUUAUUCUCCAAAUAAGCAGAAAAUCUACUAUCCAUAUAUUCUCUUCUAUUGUCAGAUCUUAAAACUUUCACCUUAGUAUCAAAUUGAGUACAAAUCAUCUUAUGAAAGGAUUAAAAACAAGAAAGGAUAAGAGGUUCUAGUUUGCUUAACAUACUCACAAGUAUCGCAAAAUAAAGAACCAAACUGAGCUCUAGCAAAUAAACUAGGAUAAAGUUUUUCUAAGGCAAAAAAUGAUAGAUGCUCUAACCGCCUGUGCCACUGUAUUAUUUCCUGAUUGACAUCCUUAUUUUCUCUAAAACAGGCUUGAGAUAUCGGAAAAAACCGGAUCACCUUCCAACAUGUAUAAGCCAUUAUGCAGUCUACCAUUGCCAAUCCUCUUUUCUAUGAGAAGAUCCUGAAUAACACAAUGAUUAUGAAAGAGUUCAUUUUUAUAGUUAAGAGCAUGGUUUACAGAAAAAUUGAAAACAUGAAGGAUAGAUAAUUUAAUAUUGGAUGCAUAAAUAACAGAACAUGUUCCGGAUAUGGGAGUAAAAGAGCUAUCAAUAAUUUUGAUACUAUCUUAUCUUUUGUUAGAGAAGGAAAAUAAUUUAGAAAGCUUUUAGAAGAGCAUGUCAUGUGUUUAUUCGCAUCAGAAUCAAUAAUCCAUAAAACAGUAUCAAGAGAGGAAGCAUUACCUGACUUUAGAUGUGGCACCAGAGGAGGAAGAUGUGUCAAUAUGAGAAGCGCUUAAGACUCUGAAGGGCUCCUCCACAUAUUCUGCUAAAUUAGCUUGAGUUCUGGAGAUACCUCAUUUUUCCUCACGGCCUCCAGUGGGACGACCAUAUAAUUUUCAGCAAGUUUUCUUGGUCUGUCUCGAUUUUCUAUAAUAGUCACAAUGUAGGUGAUCUUUCUCAGAAUUAAGAGGUUGCAGUGUACUCAAACUAGUAGCUAACCUAGUGUAUUAUAGAGCAUAGUAUGUUAACGACUUUUAUCUUAUUGAACAUGGGCGUGGCUCUCUUCUAGAAAAGGAAAAGAAUUUUUCCCCAACACUUAGAUCCGAAUUGGAUUAUACUCGUUAUUCAACCUUGCAAGAAAAUCAUGGACUUGCUCCUUCUCAAUCAUUCUCCUUCGAGCAUAGUCUAUCUGGAAUUUCUGAUAGUAAUCAAGUUUCUGUCAUAAACCACAUAACACAAAAUAAAAUUGGAAGAUAGUCAUUUAUCUUUAUUUAGUACUAUGGAUCUUAUUCCGAAUAUCAUAAAUUUGGGCAUUAUUCCCAAUCUUGGAAUAAGUUAAGGGCAAAGCUUUCCAUAUCUUUGCAACAGUAUCAAUUAACAAAUAGGACUUAGAGAUAUGAGGUUGCAUAGAGUUAAGUAACCAUGUCAUAACAAGACAAUUAUUCGAGUCCCAUUGAGGAAAAUAUGGAUCAUUCUCAUCCGGUUGGCUUUUAUUAACAGUGACAUAGUUCUCCAGUCCUCUAGCCUUAAUAAAUAACAAACAAGACCUUGACCAAGCAAGAUAAUUGGUUUUAUCAAGUUAUACGGGACUAAUUUGCAAGGAAGGAUUAUCAGAGUUAGGAAUCGAGACCCUUUUACCUUCUUUCAUGGUAAAAACAAAUAAACCGUAAAAGAAUAGGAGGUACCUAAGGUUCUACAUACAAGAGAGCGUAAUCAAAUCACCAAAAGAUCAUGUAGUGGCACGGGAAGGCCAUAAAGACGGUCGAAAUCGGCUCUGGAGUGAUUGGAGCGGCGAAGCAGCAUUGAACAAUGUCUUACACGUGGGAUUUUCCGGCGUCGGAGCUAGGCGGUCGGGCCGGCGAUUCAUCUGGUGCCAACAGUGAGAGGUGGAAAGGUUCCUAGAUGGGGUAAUACUAAAAAGGCAAGCUUAUCAGUAGGUUCUUCUGCUUCCAAGUUGAUAGAUCAUUUUGUAGGGAUGGGAUUUCCUCAAAAAAUGGUCGUUGAAGUAAUAAAGGAAAAUGAUCAUGUAGUGGCACGGGAAGGCCAUAAAGACGGUCGAAAUCGGCUCUGGAGUGAUUGGAGCGGCGAAGCAGCAUUGAACAAUGUCUUACACGUGGGAUUUUCCGGCGUCGGAGCUAGGCGGUCGGGCCGGCGAUUCAUCUGGUGCCAACAGUGAGAGGUGGAAAGGUUCCUAGAUGGGGUAAUACUAAAAAGGUAGAUCUAGGGUUUUGAAUUCUAAAGAGGAAAAAUUAAAUUUAAAUCCUAAAAUUAGGAAAAAACGCUAAUACUAUGAAGAAUUUUAGAGAAUUUUAGAGUGUUUUUGUAUUUCAUCUUUACAAGUGAUUUAUAUGAAUAUUUAUAUAUAAAGAAUUAUAACUAAAUAAGAAACAAAUAAUUAAAUAAUAAUUACAGAGAUAAUUAAGGAUUCUAAUAAAAUCAAAUCAUAUCCCUAGAAUCAACAAAUAAGUCAACACAUUAAUUAAUGGAUGAAUAUUGUAAGAGUUAAUCUCAAUCCUCAUCUAUAAGUAAUUGACUAUGGUGGUUGUUCAUUUCUUAUUUAUUUAUUCUCCAUUUACACAAUCUAUUACUUUCUUGUGGUUAAUGUAUUGCUUAUGUAACUAUAUUGUCUGGAAUUUUGCUGUACUUCAUGCAUCUGCAUUUUCUUUCCCUGUAUGUUGAUAAAAACAUAGAUAUUUAUUAUUAACUAAAGGUUGUAAUCCUCUCUUUGACUCAAGGCAAGCUUAUCAGUAGGUUCUUCUGCUUCCAAGUUGAUAGAUCAUUUUGUAGGGAUGGGAUUUCCUCAAAAAAUGGUCGUUGAAGUAAUAAAGGAAAAUGGAGAGGAGAAUACUGAUUUGAUACUUGAAGCUCUUCUUAAAUGCUCGGCAAGAUCAUCUGCUAGCUCUUCUGGCUCCAAGUUGAUUGAUCACUUCACUGGGAUGGGAUUUGAUGCAGAGAUGGUCGCCAAGGCAAUACAGGAAAAUGGAGAGGGAAAUACAGAUACUAUUUUGGAAACUCUCCUCACAUACUCGGCUAUUGAAAAGUCUCCUGAAGAACAACAACCUAUGGACUCUGAUCACUUGUAUUCAGAAUAUGAUGGGUACUCUCUGGAUGAUUUUUCAGAUAUAGAUAGUUCUGAAAAUGAGGAAAUUGCAAAAUGCGAGCCUGAUGAAGGGAACCCUUUGAUUUUCUUAGCAAAGAUGGGCUACACAGUAGAGGAAGCUUCAAUAGCUGUGGAGAGAUGUGGACCAGAUGCCACAAUUGCAGAGCUAACAGAUUUCAUAUGUGCUGCUCAAAUGGCAAAGGCAGCUGAUGCUUCCUUUCCAGAAGAGAAGCCAAAGCUCAAGCAUUUUGAUGAUGAUUAUCCUAAAAACAAGAAGAGGAGUUAUUAUGAAUAUGAUAUGUGGAAAAGGAAACAGCAUUUGAAAUUGCGGAAGAGGAUGCUGCCUGGGGAUGAUGAGAUGCUUCGACUCCCAAAUCCAAUGAUUGGAUUUGGGUUCCCCACUGAACCAGCUGUUGUAACACAUAGAACACUUCCAGAAGCUGCUAUUGGACCUCCCUAUUUUUACUACGAGAAUGUAGCACUUGCUCCUAAAGGCGUUUGGAGCACUAUUUCACGGUUCUUAUAUGAUGUGGAACCAGAAUUUGUUGAUUCAAAAUAUUUCUGUGCUGCUGCAAGGAAAAGGGGUUAUGUUCACAAUCUUCCUAUCCAAAACAGAUUUCCCCUUCUUCCACUUCCUCCACACGCCAUACAUGAAGCGCUGCCAAUGACAAAGAAAUGGUGGCCUUCAUGGGACACAAGAACAAAACUAAAUUGCUUGCAGACUUGCGUUGGGAGUGCAAAACUGACAGAUAGGAUCCGCAAAGCCAUUGAGGGCUACGAAGGAGAUCCACCUUUAUCCAACCAGAAGUUUGUUCUUGAUGAAUGCCGUAGAUGGAAUCUAGUUUGGGUUGGCAGGAAUAAAGUUGCUCCGCUUGAACCAGAUGAAGUAGAAAUGCUUUUGGGUUUCCCAAGGAACCACACAAGGGGAGGUGGAAUAAGUAGGACUGAUAGAUAUAAAUCGCUCGGUAACUCAUUCCAGGUUGAUACUGUUGCCUACCAUCUGUCAGUUUUGAAAGACUUGUACCCUGGAGGAAUCAAUCUUCUUUCUCUUUUCUCUGGGAUUGGUGGGGCAGAAGUUGCACUUCACCGGCUGGGUAUUCGACUGAAGAAUGUUGUUUCAGUUGAGAUCUCAGAAGUAAACAGAAACAUUAUCAGAUCCUGGUGGGAGCAAACCGACCAGACAGGGAACUUGAUUGACAUUGUGGAUGUGCAACAGCUGAAUGCUGACCGGUUAGAGCAGUUGAUGAACUCAUUUGGCGGAUUCGAUCUUGUUGUUGGCGGGAGUCCGUGCAACAAUCUUACGGGUAGCAACCGAUUUCAUCGGGAUGGUCUAGAGGGUAAAGAAUCAUCUCUUUUCUUUGAUUUUUGUCGCAUUCUAGACUUGGUCAAGUGUAUAAUGACUAGAAAUUGAUGAAUUCAUGUAAUUAAAAUUUUUUGGAACAUAAUCUGAAUUGAAGUCCAAAGUGAAUAUUGAUAUAA
Messenger RNA from Manihot esculenta (cassava), 6878 nucleotides. Its product is annotated as DNA (cytosine-5)-methyltransferase DRM2. Gene Ontology annotation, cellular component: nucleus. The record is from RefSeq and is a predicted model, not a curated record. Lineage: Eukaryota; Viridiplantae; Streptophyta; Magnoliopsida; Malpighiales; Euphorbiaceae. Bases 5089 to 6810 code for a protein of 573 amino acids. The transcript has 14 exons. Gene Ontology annotation, molecular function: DNA (cytosine-5-)-methyltransferase activity.